GCAGGGAGAUUUUACAGAGCACUUUUUGAAGCCCACCCCACCCCUCCACUCUAUUUUCCCCAAUAGGUGACACUCCUUAUACACAAAAACAAGUAGAUUGAGCAUCAAAGUUUUGGGGGGUAAACUAUCUUAAAUUAUUGAAGAAGACAAGGGAAUGAGAAAGCUACCCUUUCUCUUUCUCUCUCUCUUCCUCUCUUUUCCCCAAAACCCAGCAAGAACUGUCCCAUUGCCAAUUGGGGAAUGAAAAUGGAGGAUUAAAAGAGAGAUAGAGAGUUAAUGCAAAAUCAUCCAAACCCAUCUUCAGUAGUACCCACUGAAUUUUUGGGAGCUAAGAGUUUCGAAUCUUUUGUUGAUUUUUGAUUUUUGUGACUGGCUUAGCUAUUGCGGAACGAAGAUGCCAAGGCCAGGCCCGAGACCGUACGAGUGUGUGCGGAGAGCUUGGCAUAGCGAUAGGCUCCAACCCAUGAGAGGUUCUAUUAUUCAGCAAAUUUUCAGGGUUGUCCAUGAGAAUCAUACCCCUGCAACUAAAAAGAACAAGGAAUGGCAAGAGAAAUUGCCGAUUGUUGUUUUCAGAGCUGAAGAAAUCAUGUAUUCUAAAGCUAAUUCCGAGGUUGAGUAUAUGAAUCUUGAGACGCUUUGGGACCGUUUAAAUGAUGCUGUUAAUACUAUAAUUCGAAGAGAUGAAAGUAGUGAAAGUGGUGAGCUUUUGCCUCCAUGUGUUGAAGCUGCACUUAACCUCGGUUGUGUUCCGGUACGAGCUUCUAGAAGCCAACGCCAUAGCAACCCGAGGACUUAUCUUACUCCAAGGGGUCAAGAACCAACAUCUACUCUUGCCACUACAUUGAAUAAAGCCACCGACGAAAGACGCCUACCGGUAUCGCCAUUACACCCUGGCAACCAGUUGAACUUUGCAAGAGCCAAGACUAUGAACUCCAGUUUUUUUGGUUCAGAGCGCAGUAGCCAAAUAAAACAACAUAACAACCCUGCCAUUCCGAGUAGCCCUGCUUUCUUGAUUGAGAAUGUCCCAGUUGUUCAUAACAACUUUUCAAUGACUGAGACCAACACCCCACUUAACAUGGGAUCUGUUUAUCCAUUGUAUUAUGGAAUUCGUUGUCAAACUGAAGAACCCAAUUUAAGUUCCCAGAUAUCUGCAGACGCCAACCAACAGACUAUAUUUUUGGGUAGACCAAUCAUAUCAAGUGCAGAGCCUGCUGAGCACAGCCUUCGCUCUUGCAAGUCCGGAAAUGCUAUGAGCAGAUUCCCAUCAGAAGUUAUCACAGCCAGAGAAGAAAAACUACCAGACACAGAAUGUGAUUUAUCUUUAAGGUUGGGUGUACCUUCCUUGCCAUGUGUAAGCAGCAGAAAAACUUGGGCUCUUGAAACUGGAGAUGUUGCUCCAAGCAGUUCUCGGGAGAGGCGCCAAUUCCAUGAUCAAACCAUUUAUGCGAAUGAAGAAUUCAGUUUUUUCCCAACCAGAACUGAGUUCGAACGCUUCGGUUCCUGUUCAAAUAUGUGGAGUUGUGGUGGUCAGAAUUCAGAAUCUUCCACAAAAAAACGAAAAGAGCCAUUUUGUAGCAAUGAGGAGAAUGAACCAUUUUGUUUGCCACCUGAGGUUCCAUCUUAUUGGUUUGACAGUCAAACUAAAGGGUCAGCGUGUGGUUACAAUACUUUGAGCAACUAUCUGUGUCAUGGGAUUAGGAUUACUUAUCAAGAGAAUAUAAAAACAAUUGCUUUCUUUCAUUGAGGGUGUCUCGUAUCUCAAUCUGAGCAGCUGACCGUUCAUUAUUGAUUUUCCCUAAUUUCUGGAGUUGAAGUUGCAUCUUUUCUGGGAGAUUCUGCUGGAACUUUACCUUUAAGUCAUUAUAUCAAAAGUAAAUAAAUAAAUAAUCUUUUGAAUGAUGAGAUUUUGUACUAAAUAGUGCAUCAUAAUUCAUAAGUGAAUUGGUAUUAUUUCUAUAAUUGAAUGAGAAAUAUACACAUACUCAUUCUUACUAUAUAUGGGGUGAUUUGUCCAUGCAUAUGUUUGUACGUGUGUAAGCAGAACAUGUUUAAAUUAGGUAAAUUCACAUAUUUUUGUUCAAAUUCAACUGAACAAAGUUACCUAGUCUUCAAAGGGCCUAAAAGGAGGAAGAAAAAGAAGGCUGAAAGAAAGGUCAGUAACCUGGGGAAGUAGUCUUUCUUACAGAUGUCUGUCAAAGAUUAUUCAUAUGUUAUUUUUCUUAUAAAUGUACAUUGCCUUUGAUGAGAAAUGGAUGUGAAUUUGCAUAACAUAUCUCAGAAUCUUUAGUUUGUAUUUUGAUUCUCUAUCACUUUAUCUCUGAUUUCGUUUACUCUUUCAGUGCAUAAGACUCCAUCCUUGUUGUGAGUGGGGGUAAUGUAAAUUCAUCAGGGCGAUCGGUUAACAUGAAAGUAUUGGUGCGUAUAUUUAACUUUCUGUUUAGUUAUGGUUAAUCAGGUGUUUAUGUUAGUCUUGAUCUCCCAAAUCACUCGACUCAAAUCAAAAUUUAUUUAACAUUGGAUGCUUGCUUGUUUAGUAAAAUAGAAAAAGAUUGCAUAAAAUCUGCUUCCUCUCUGAUUCCUUCUAGCUUUAGCUUCAAGGAAACAAUGAAACAAAUCUUAUGGAGGUUAUUUGAAGAGGAAAACAUGUCAUGGUAGAUACCUGGUACUUUAUGCGUUUCAGAGUUUUGUGGUUAAAGAUCCCCCACACCCCACCGAACCCCAACCAAACACAAACAAACAUGAGGGAUAUUAAAUUGCAGCUUUUUGUCUAUGGGAGCUUGCUGAUUUAAAACAUGUCUCAAUUUCCUUUUAAGCACAUUUAUUUUUUCUGCCACUGACUGAUUGAUAGUUACCUUAAUUAUUUUCUUUAGCUCUCCCCAACCCAGAGCCAAAUAUAGAUGUAAACAUCAUGGAGGUUAUUGGAAAGAGAAACAUGUCAUGUGUGGGAACUUGCUGAUAUGAAAUCUUCUGUAAAUUACUUUACAAACAAAGUUCAUUUUUUAUUUCAAUAACGGUAAAUGAAACUGAACAGGCUGGAAAACACCACUAGCCAGGAUUUCCUA
Messenger RNA from Cucumis melo (muskmelon), 3062 nucleotides. RefSeq lists its product as uncharacterized. Gene Ontology annotation, molecular function: transcription coregulator activity. The record is from RefSeq and is a predicted model, not a curated record. Bases 395 to 1744 code for a protein of 449 amino acids. The transcript has 5 exons. Gene Ontology annotation, biological process: regulation of DNA-templated transcription. Lineage: Eukaryota; Viridiplantae; Streptophyta; Magnoliopsida; Cucurbitales; Cucurbitaceae.